Candidozyma duobushaemuli is the source of this 1263-nucleotide messenger RNA. It is a transcript of the gene AAT21, whose product is annotated as aspartate transaminase. Gene Ontology annotation, molecular function: L-aspartate:2-oxoglutarate transaminase activity; pyridoxal phosphate binding. The record is from RefSeq and is a predicted model, not a curated record. The coding region runs from base 1 to 1263 and encodes 420 amino acids. The transcript has a single exon. Gene Ontology annotation, cellular component: cytosol. Gene Ontology annotation, biological process: L-aspartate biosynthetic process. NCBI's taxonomy places the organism in Eukaryota, Fungi, Ascomycota, Pichiomycetes, Serinales, Metschnikowiaceae.
AUGUCCAAGUAUUUUACGGAAGUCAAGGAAUUGCCCCCAGACCCCCUUUUCGGCCUCAAGGCCCGUUACGUCGCCGACAAGCGUACCGACAAGGUCGACUUGGGCAUUGGUGCUUAUAGAGACAAUAACGGCAAGCCUUGGAUCUUGCCCGCCGUCAGAAAAGCUGAGAGAAAGUUGAUCGACUCUGAGGGCUACAACCACGAGUACCUUUCGAUCUCAGGAUACGAGCCAUUUUUGGAGCAGAGCGCCAAGGUGAUUUUGGGCGAAGACUCCCAGGCCAUCCAGCAAGGUGCUGUGGUGUCUCAGCAAUCGCUUUCAGGAACUGGUGCUUUGCACUUGGCUGCUGCUUUCUUGAAGCAGUUCUACGCUGGCACCCACACCAUCUACUUGUCGAAGCCAACCUGGGCCAACCACAACCAGAUCUUCUCCUCCGUUGGUUUCAAGGUCGAAAGCUACCCAUACUGGGACGCCCAGAACAAGAAGUUGGACCUCGAAGGCUACCUUGCCACCAUCAAGUCCGCUCCUCGUGGCUCGAUCUUUGUCUUGCACGCCUGCGCCCACAAUCCAACUGGUUUGGACCCAACUGCCCAGGAGUGGACCCAGAUCUUGCAGACCAUUGCUGAACACGACCACCUUCCCCUUUUCGACUCGGCCUACCAGGGCUUUGCCUCGGGCGAUUUGAACAAGGAUGCUGCUCCUAUCAGAGAGGCGAUCAAGGCAGGCACCAUCUCCUCUCCUAUCCUCAUUUGCCAGUCGUUUGCUAAGAACGUUGGUAUGUACGGUGAGCGUGUGGGUGCUAUCCACGUCGUUUUGCCUCUCAGUGAAAACGCCAGCACCAGAGACCCAUUGAAGAAGGCCAUCAAGUCGCAAUUGAACAAGUUGACGCGGUCUGAGUUCUCCAACCCACCAGCUUACGGUGCUAAGAUUGUCGCCACCAUUCUUACGGAUGAUGAGUUGCGUAAGCAGUGGCAGGAGGACCUCAUCACCAUGUCUUCAAGAAUCAUCUCCAUGAGAAAGGAAUUGAAGAGACAGUUGGAAGAAUUGGGAACUCCCGGUACCUGGGACCACAUCACUAACCAGACUGGUAUGUUCUCCUUCACCGGUUUGAGUGCCGACAUGGUGGCUCGUUUAGAGAAGAACCACGGUGUGUACUUGGUGAGCUCCGGUAGAGCCUCUGUUGCAGGUUUGAACGAGCACAAUGUCUCCAAGGUGGCUAAUGCCUUUGACGAGGUUAUCAGACACUUUGCCAAGUCCAAGUUGUAA